GGGGGAGGGGGGGCGUGGUUACGCUUGGCCACGCCUCCGUCAGCGCAAAUCGCCACCCUAUGCGCGGCGGAAGUCUCGCGAGAAGCGGCGUGAUGUGCGGGGGCUGUGUGGGCACGGAAUACCCCGAGCGGGGCACCACGUGCCUGGAGGGCGGCUCCUUCCUCCUUAACUUCGUGGGGUGCGCGCGGUGCGGCCGCCGGGACUUCGUACUGCUGGGCAACCGCGCCGCCGGCCUGCACGGCGACGAUGAGAUCAUCACCUACGACCACCUGUGCAAGAACUGCCACCACCUGAUUGCACGCCACGAGUACACCUUCAGCGUGGUGGAUGACUACCAGGAGUACACCAUGCUGUGCCUGCUAUGCGGCCGCGCCGAGGACUCGGUCAGCAUCCUGCCUGACGACCCACGUCAGAUGACCCCACUCUUCUGAAGGCAGUUUGUAACCCUGGGUGUGGGGGGCUUCAGCCCUGAGCUGAGGCCGCUUUGUGUUGAUGAAAAGAAGGGGGGGGGGGGAAUGGGGAUGGGCAGCCUGUUGGCACCCUGAAACGGUUCUGUGCAGCGCAGCUGCCUGAGGAGUGCGAGCAAUAAAGGUGAAUUUAGUACAGCUCA
Molecule: messenger RNA, 610 nt
Organism: Tympanuchus pallidicinctus (lesser prairie-chicken)
Lineage: Eukaryota; Metazoa; Chordata; Aves; Galliformes; Phasianidae
Gene: CHURC1
Product: churchill domain containing 1
Exons: 4
Coding region: 60-431 (123 amino acids)
Biological process (GO): positive regulation of DNA-templated transcription; fibroblast growth factor receptor signaling pathway; multicellular organism development
Molecular function (GO): zinc ion binding
Source: RefSeq, a predicted model, not a curated record